Messenger RNA from Myotis brandtii (Brandt's bat), 3607 nucleotides. RefSeq names its product shroom family member 2 (gene SHROOM2). Gene Ontology annotation, biological process: actin filament organization. The transcript has 13 exons. The record is from RefSeq and is a predicted model, not a curated record. Gene Ontology annotation, molecular function: actin filament binding. Gene Ontology annotation, cellular component: apical junction complex; apical plasma membrane; adherens junction. NCBI's taxonomy places the organism in Eukaryota, Metazoa, Chordata, Mammalia, Chiroptera, Vespertilionidae.
GCCCGCAUGGAAGCAGGGCGGCCUCAGGGCCCAGAUGGCCUCUUUCCCCCCUCGGUUGAAGAAGGAAGCAAAGCUGCAGCGGUGGACAAGUUACUGGCGGGAGACGAGAUCGUGGGCAUCAAUGACAUCGGCCUCUCGGGCUUCAGACAGGAAGCGAUUUGCCUGGUGAAGGGGUCCCAUAAGACCCUGAAGCUGGUGGUAAAAAGGAGGAACGAGCUGAGCUGGAGGCCCCACUCCUGGCACGCCACCAAGUUCUCCGACAGCCACCCCGAGACGCCCACCUGCCAGCUGUCCUCCGCCGGCGCCUGCCCGUCCUGGCACGGCCGACACCACGCCAGCGCCUCCUCCCAGGACCUGUCAGGUGUGUGGGAGCCGACGAGCCUGCAGCGCACCUCGGACCACUUCAGCUCUCUGGGCAGCGUGGACAGCCUGGACCAGCCCUCCCAGCCCUCGCCCUCCGGCCCUCGGCCCCAGGACAGGGCCCGCACCACCUCCUUUGGAGAAAACGCCGACGGUCCCAGGAAAGCAGGAAGGACGGGGAAAUUGGAACCGCCCCAGAGGCUCGGGACCUUUGCAGAGUAUUAAGCCUCUUGGAGGAAACAGAGCAAAGGCCCGGAAGCCAGGGGCUCGGGGAGGUACCACUCGGCUGACGACAUCCUGGACGUGGGCCUGGACCAACAGGAGAGGCUGCAGUAUGUUCACGAGAGGUCACGGUCAUCGCCCUCCACAGACCUCUACAAACAGGAGGCGCCCAUCGAGCCGAGGCGACAAGCGGAGGACCCUGGCGAGCACAGAGAACAUCCCUCCACAGUCCCGGCCGAGGAUGGGGGUCCUGCCCCGAGACAAGCAGAUGCCCAGUGUCCGGAAGACGGUCCAGGAGCACAUCGGGGCCUGCGGCACCCGGCCCAGGGGUCUGAGGCCUUGGCGGAGAAGCCGAGCGGUGCCCAGCCCGCAGACGGCCCCAAGGCCCCCGGGGAGCAGGACAGGCGGCGUGUAGAUGAGCACCCAGCCUGUCCGAAGCAAGAAGCCCUGCUCCCUUCCAAGUUCCGGCCCCUGCAGACAUCCGCCAUGGAGACCUCGCGCUCCCCUUCUCCUCAGUUCGCCCCCCAGAAGCUGACGGACAAGCCCCCCCUGCUCAUCCAGGACGACAGCUCAACAAGCUACGGGAAGGCCAGGGAGAGGACCGCCGAGGACCUGAAGUCGGAGGAGCUGGCACGGGAGAUCGUGUGCAAGGACAGGUCCCUGGCGGACAUCCUGGACCCCAGCGUGAAGGUCAGGACCACCAUGGACCUGAUGGAGGGCAUCUUCCCCAAGGACCAGCAGCUCCUGGAGGAAGCGCAGCAGCGCCGGAAGCUGCUGCCCAAGGUCCCUUCUCCCAGGGCCGCGGAGGACAAGAGAGAGGAGCCCAGCGCGCCUUCAGCCGUGUCCCUGGCCACCAAUUCCGCGUACUACAGCACAUCGGCCCCCAAGGCGGAGCUGCUGAUUAAGAUGAAGGACCUGCAGGAGCAGCAGGAGCCCAAGGAGGACUCGGGGAGUGACCUGGACCACGACCUAUCUGUGAAGAAGGNGCUCAUCGACAGCAUCGGCCGCAAGCUGCAGGUGCUGCGGGGCGCGCGGGAGAGCCUGCUGGAGGACAUCCAGGCCAACAGCGCCCUUGGGGACGAGGUGGAGGCCAUCGUCAAGGACGUGUGCAAGCCGAACGAGUUCGACAAGUUCCGCAUGUUCAUCGGGGACCUGGACAAGGUGGUGAACCUCCUGCUGUCCCUGUCGGGGCGUCUGGCCCGCGUGGAAAAUGCCCUCAACAACUUGGACGACAGCGCUUCUCCUGGCGAUCGGCAAUCACUGCUUGAGAAGCAGCGGGUCCUCGUUCAGCAGCACGAGGACGCCAAGGAGCUCAAGGAGAACCUGGACCGCCGGGAGCGCGUGGUGUUCGACAUCCUGGCCAGCUACCUGAGCGACGAGAGCCUGGCCGACUACGAGUACUUCGUCAAGAUGAAGUCGGCCCUCAUCAUCGAGCAGCGGGAGCUGGAGGACAAGAUCCACCUGGGCGAGGAGCAGCUCAAGUGCCUGGUGGACAGCCUGCAGCCCGAGAGGAGCAAAUGAGCGGCCUCCUGGGGGCGGAGCCGGCCUGCGCACCGCCCCGGGCAGUGGACCCCAGCCUGGAUGGAUGUCCCGUACAUGCCCUGAAGGCCCAUUCCGUUUCCUAAGAGCCCGCCUCCGGACUUCCGGGGGUCCUUCUGCAACUUUGCCACAGAGUUGACGGAUCCCGGGCCCUUUUUAUUGGUUGACAUUGCAAGAUUCUGAAGAGUCUAUUCACUUAAAAAACAAACACUGUCACGGUGUCAAUUUGCAGUUGACAAGUCAGGCUGGGAGAAAUGGUUUGCAAAUCACAUAUGUGACAAAGGAAUCAUCUCCAGAAUAUAUAAAGAACUCUGUACAAUGCAACCGCAAGAAAACCAACAGCCCAGCUGGGGGGGCAAAAGAUUUCACCAAAGAGGACAUAUGCGUGGCAAGUAAGCGUAGGAGAAAGAUGGUCAACCGCCAAUGGCUGGGUGGUAACUUAUUUUUACCUAAAUCACUGUGGAGCCAGAAUGUUUCUUCUCAGAUGCUCAGCUGAUGCAGCGCGUGCUUACUGGUGGGGAACCCCUUGGAUGAGUUCAUGUCAGGGUAGCGUGGGCACUUGUUGGAUGGAGGGGUUAUUUGAAUCCCGUUUCCCCUUAUUCCCUAUAAUAGAAGUUUUCCAGCGGGUGGGGAGACCUCUCUGUCAGCAGUGACUGCCACCUAACCAAACCACACACCCACCAGUGUCUUAGGACCACGGUCCAUGCUUCCUGAGCCGGAGGCGGCUAGCCAGGCUCCCGGGCCGCGGUGAAGGGUCCGCACGGGCCAGCUUCAGGCGCGCAGGCGUCACCGCUCUUUUUGGCCACUUUCCAGGCGUGUUCACUGCUGUUAGUUAAGCUGUGACGUGGGAAUCCUAGCACUUGCGGUGAAAAGUCACGUCGGAGGAGGUCCAGCUGGCUGCUCGCGGACCCCCGUGGUCCUCCCUCGGGGGGACCACAGCCAUUCCGUGUGUUUGCUUUUUAAUUUAGACAAAGCUUUUACCUGUGAUGCUUGCCCCUCCGAUACAGUGUUGUGGCCGUUGUGAUGCUAUGUAUGUAAAUGUGAAUCUAGAAAGUGUUGUGUCUGUGCCGGCCUUUUGAUGUCUUUGAGGACUUCCUUCUCUGUGGGAAUAUGUAGUGCAAUUCCCCUUUUAGCGAAGCCCCUGUGCCCACACCGUCCUGUCCAGUCCCCGCCUGCCUCCUCAGUGUCUGCUUGGCGGGACCCAAAGAUCCAGGCGUCCGUGUACAUACCUUUGUAUAUAGUGACAUCCGUGCAGAUCAUAACAGUCUGGUGCUAACGUCUGCCCUCUGCGCGGGUGGGGGCUGUCCCGGACGCUCUGGGAAGCUCAGCCGUGGAAUCCCCUGAAUCUCGCGACUUCAGCCAGGCCAUCGCCUGCAGUUCACUGUGGAAAUGUGUGCGGAUUCAUGCUCGAUGCUGACCACUUACCUCUCAACAGAUCAUCCUGCCUGACUUUGAUGAAAUAAAAUAGUGUCUUUGAGUGCAUGGA